This is a messenger RNA of Williopsis jadinii, 1107 nucleotides long. RefSeq names its product pantothenate kinase (gene CAB1). Gene Ontology annotation, biological process: coenzyme A biosynthetic process. Lineage: Eukaryota; Fungi; Ascomycota; Saccharomycetes; Phaffomycetales; Wickerhamomycetaceae. The record is from RefSeq and is a predicted model, not a curated record. Gene Ontology annotation, cellular component: cytosol; nucleus. Gene Ontology annotation, molecular function: ATP binding; pantothenate kinase activity. The transcript has 3 exons. Bases 1 to 1107 code for a protein of 368 amino acids.
AUGGAAACAACAAUACAGCAUCCGGGUUCCAUUCUCAUAAGGACAACAGGUGCGUUCAUAGUGGACGACGUGCUCUAUGAGGACUCGAGUAAGAUCCCCGAGACAAGCGAUAUAGCGCUGCCUUUCCAGACGCACGACAUCUCACACAUUGCCGUGGACAUUGGUGGGUCGUUGGCGAAGAUUGUCUACUUCACCAGCAACGAAAGUACAGAGAAGAUUGACGACUUUAUACAGUUCAUCCACAAGCUGAUCAAGUUCUACAAAAAGAAGGUCCACAUCAUGGCCACGGGUGGUGGAAGCGUGAAGUUUUACGACAAGCUGAAGUCCGACCUGGGCGUUGAUGUUACUAAGGAGGAUGAAAUGGAGUGCCUGAUUGUUGGAUUGGACUUCUUCAUCACAGAGAUACCGAAUGAGGUAUUCAUGUACACGGAACAGAACCCGAUGCAGUUUGUCAACGAUAGGAAGGAGAUUUAUCCAUACCUCCUAGUCAAUAUCGGCUCUGGAGUCUCCAUGAUUAAAGUCACUGGACCGUCGACGUUCACCCGUGUUGGUGGCUCAUCGUUGGGAGGUGGUACUCUGUGGGGGUUGUUAUCGCUACUCACAGAUGCUUCUUCAUACGAUGAAAUGCUCGAUAACGCUGCCCAGGGUGAUAACACCAACGUUGACAUGUUGGUUGGUGACAUCUAUGGAACAGAUUACAACAAGAUUGGGCUCAAAUCGACAACCAUCGCAUCAUCCUUUGGUAAAGUGUUCAAUAACAAAUUUGGCAACAGCAGUGAAGAGAGAAAGAGCCAUUUCAACCCUCAAGACAUAUCCAGAUCGCUGUUAUACGCCAUUUCAAAUAACAUUGGACAAAUUGCAUACUUGCAGGCUAAGAUUCACAAUUUGAAACACAUAUACUUUGGAGGUUCCUACAUCAGAGGACAUCCACAGACGAUGCAUACGCUGUCGUACGCCAUCAACUUCUGGUCUCAAGGAGAGAAAACGGCGUACUUCCUGAGACAUGAAGGCUAUCUCGGUGCAGUCGGUGCAUUCCUCAAGAGACAGCCGACAGGCUGGGGGAGAAGAGCAUCAUCAUCAUCAGAUAAAACUCAAGAGGAAUCAUGA